UCUCCGGGACGAGCCGCUGCCGCCUCCGCUGCCCAUCUAGGUUUCUGGUUUCUCCUCCACUGAGUCUCAGGAAACUCGAGCGGGCGGGCGCGCUUGCUGCCACACCGGCUGCCCACCGCUCCUUCCCUGGUAGGCGCUUCGGGCACCAGCUCAGUUACACCGGGUGUCCGCGCUCUGGAGCGCGCAGCUUGCCGGCUGCCCAGGCGGUUGCCGGAGCUCUUUCUGGAUACGCCCGCGGGCUGCUCGUCCCCGCCACCUCCCUCCAAGAGAAGGUUUCGGUUUAUUUCUGUGUGAACGACGGGGAGAGGAAAAAAGAGAGAGAGGCGGUGGAUGGCAAACGUAGAAUAAGUGUCCACCUCGGUCUCGGAGCGAAGCCGAGGGAGGGGACGGGCGGAGAGGGGGCGGCGAAGAGGGAGCUGCCCAUUAAAACCCGCUCUGAGAGUCCUGGCGGCGCGGCGCGGGACGCGUCACAUCCCCUUGACCCUCCAAUCACCUCGGGCUCCCAUUUGAUUGGAAGGCGGCAAAGGCUUUAAUCUCCCCCUUGGUGCAGCUGCUUUUGAAGUGAGUUUCCUCGCCAGAGCCCCGGCUGGACAGGCAGCGGCUCACAUCGCGGAGCGCGGCGCCGGCGCGGGGCGGCCAGAGCGCAGCGCAGGGGGCGCAGCCAGAGGCAGGCACUCCCCGCGGCCCGCUGGCUCCUGUGGCUCGGCCACCCAGGAUUACUCGCUCGAGGCUGCAGACGCCCGUGGCUGCCUCUGUUGGCUCCUACUCCUCCUCCUCCUCCUGGUGUUCCUGCUCCCCGGGAGAGCGCGCAGCCCCGAGCCCUCCCCCCGCUGCUCCCAUGCGCGCGGGUGGGUCAUGAGCACAGCGCCCUCGCUUUCUGCCCUAAGAAGCAGUAAGCACAGCGGCGGCGGCGGCGGCGGCGGCGGCGCAGACCCUGCCUGGACCAGCGCGCUCUCUGGAAACAGCUCCAGCUCCGGCCCCGGCCCAGGUUCGGCCCCGGCCGGCAGCACCAAACCUUUUGUGCACGCCGUGCCCCCUUCUGACCCCCUGCGCCAGGCUAACCGCCUGCCCAUCAAGGUACUGAAGAUGUUGACGGCGAGGACUGGCCAUAUUUUGCACCCUGAGUACCUGCAGCCCCUGCCCUCCACGCCCGUCAGUCCCAUCGAGCUGGAUGCCAAGAAGAGCCCGCUGGCGCUGUUGGCACAAACCUGCUCGCAGAUUGGCAAACCCGACCCCUCGCCCUCGUCCAAACUCUCCUCGGUCACCGCCAAUGGGGGCGCGGGUGGUGCCGGUGGCGGUGGCGCUGGGGGCGACAAGGAUACCAAGUCAGGCCCCCUGAAGCUGAGCGACAUCGGUGUGGAGGACAAGUCGAGUUUCAAGCCGUACUCCAAACCAGGCUCGGAUAAGAAGGAGCCGGGAGGUGGAGGUGGAGGCGGCGGCGGUGGCGGAGGUGGCGGCGGGGGUGUUUCGACAGAGAAGUCAGGAUUCCGGGUACCGAGCGCCACCUGCCAGCCAUUCACACCCAGGACAGGCAGCCCAAGCUCCAGCGCUUCGGCCUGCUCGCCAGGAGGCAUGCUGCCCUCGGCCGGGGGCGGCCCGGAGGGCAAGGACGAUAAAAAAGACCCGGACGCAAGUGGUGGCAGCGGCAAGGGCGCUGGGGGCGCCUCCGCCGAAGGAGGACCCACUGGGCUGGCGCACGGCCGGAUUAGCUGCGGCAGCGCCGGGAUGAAUGUGGACGUGAACCAGCACGCGGAUGGGGGCCCUGGGGGCAAGGCUCUGGGUGCGGACUGCAGCGGCUCCUCGGGCUCCAGCUCCGGCUCCGGACCCAGUGCGCCCGCCUCCUCCUCGGUGCUGGGCUCAGGGCUGGUGGCACCGGUGUCACCCUACAAACCGGGUCAGACAGUGUUCCCUCUGCCUCCUGCUGGCAUGACCUACCCUGGUAGUCUGGCUGGGGCCUACGCCGGCUACCCACCUCAGUUUCUGCCGCACGGUGUGGCGCUGGACCCCACCAAACCCGGCAGCCUGGUGGGCGCGCAGCUAGCAGCCGCCGCGGCCGGCUCUCUGGGCUGCAGCAAGCCAGCCGGCUCGAGCCCCUUGGCAGGAGCAUCGCCGCCGUCCGUGAUGACGGCCAGUUUGUGCCGGGACCCUUACUGCCUCAGCUACCAUUGUGCCAGCCACCUGGCUGGAGCAGCGGCCGCCAGCGCCUCGUGCGCGCACGACCCUGCUGCGGCCGCAGCGGCGCUCAAAUCCGGAUACCCACUGGUGUACCCAACGCACCCACUGCACGGCGUGCACUCCUCGCUUACGGCCGCCGCCGCCGCAGGCGCCACGCCGCCCUCGCUGGCUGGCCACCCCCUCUACCCCUAUGGCUUCAUGCUCCCCAACGACCCUCUCCCGCACAUCUGCAACUGGGUGUCAGCCAAUGGGCCGUGCGACAAGCGCUUCGCCACGUCCGAAGAGCUGCUGAGCCACUUGCGGACCCAUACGGCCUUCCCAGGGACAGACAAACUACUGUCGGGCUACCCCAGCUCGUCGUCUCUGGCCAGCGCCGCCGCGGCCGCCAUGGCCUGCCACAUGCACAUCCCCACGUCAGGCGCUCCGGGCAGCCCCGGGACGCUGGCGCUGCGCAGCCCCCACCACGCGCUGGGACUCAGCAGCCGCUACCACCCCUACUCCAAGAGCCCGCUCCCCACGCCUGGUGCCCCCGUGCCGGUGCCGGCUGCCACCGGACCCUACUACUCCCCCUAUGCCCUCUAUGGACAGAGACUGACCACUGCCUCGGCGCUGGGGUACCAGUGAGGGUGGCUGGGAGGGCCAGCAAGGGAGAGGACGCUGCCGAGGGUGGGGAGCGAUCAAGGCCGAAGCUGUCGACCCCCUGAGCGCUCUUGUGCCUGCGAGUGAGCAAGCAGGCCAGCCAGCCAGCCAGCAAGCAGCGUGAGGCCGCCCAGGCCCCAAAAAGGAACCCCGCACACCGUAUCCAUCUACCCAACUAUGGCGGCGAGUCUCACUGGGAAACUCCUCGUCCCCCGCCUCCCCACUCAAACUUUAUAAAAGUUGGGAAGAAAAAUCAUUUGACUUUUUAUAGAAAAGGAAGGAAAAUUAAUUGCGGAAGUGUUCAUCUGAGAACGUCACCGGUGGACACUGGUAUUUAUUUAUGUUAGCUCCAAGCGGACCCGUGAUUCAAAAGUGCAUUAUUUAGUUUGGAUUGUGUAGGUUAAAAGAAAAAAAAAGGAGGGGGUAAUUAAAACUUGAGGGUAAAAAUGUGGAAAGCCACCCUCCCAUCCCUUGUAGAUUAUAAAUAAAAACAAAACCGCCACAGAGCUACAGGCUUCUCCUUACUGUUACUUUAAAAUUGCUAUGAUUGUAUCUCGUACGUUCUUAUUUAAUGUCUGAUUGAAACACAAAUUUACAUGCAUGUUUGUUACAAAAAAAAUGAAAAAAAACGAAAGUCAAAAUUUGUCAGCUCUGAUUUCAAAUUGCAAUUAUUUUUAAGGUGUAUGCCAUCGAAAGAGAAUGGGUAUUUUUUGGUAUGUAUUCUGAAAGAAAACAAAAAAAAAGGAAAAAAACAAUUCUAUUCCAAAACCUCAUUUGCCUUAUUUUGUUCUUGAAAAAGGAACACUUAACUAUUUUUAAUUUUUAAGUCCACCCCCUGAGAAGGGCGCAAGGUUUACGUCAUGUACUAAAAUAAUAGACAAUGUAUCGCUUUAAAGAUUAAAAUUCCGUAUAUUUGAUGUAUUAAAA
Molecule: messenger RNA, 3741 nt
Organism: Ochotona princeps (American pika)
Lineage: Eukaryota; Metazoa; Chordata; Mammalia; Lagomorpha; Ochotonidae
Gene: ZNF503
Product: zinc finger protein 503
Exons: 2
Coding region: 856-2799 (647 amino acids)
Biological process (GO): negative regulation of DNA-templated transcription
Cellular component (GO): nucleus
Source: RefSeq, a predicted model, not a curated record